Acipenser ruthenus (sterlet) is the source of this 2257-nucleotide messenger RNA. RefSeq names its product AP-4 complex subunit mu-1-like. Gene Ontology annotation, cellular component: trans-Golgi network; cytoplasmic vesicle; clathrin adaptor complex. The record is from RefSeq and is a predicted model, not a curated record. Lineage: Eukaryota; Metazoa; Chordata; Actinopteri; Acipenseriformes; Acipenseridae. Gene Ontology annotation, biological process: protein targeting; Golgi to lysosome transport. Bases 383 to 1711 code for a protein of 442 amino acids. The transcript has 16 exons.
AAACUGACCAAUGAGAGUUUAAGAAGCCCAGCUCCCGAUCCUCCGCGACCAAUCGGGGCAGGCUCGCAUUCGUACGCCGUCAUCGUGCCUCUCCCUCCGGACCUGGGCUCACUCGAUCACCGAGGACUCCCAGGCCUGACCGCGGUAAUCGUGUUUUCUCAAGACGGAUUCAAUACAAACGCGGAUUUGUAUCUUGCGACAUCGUGAAUUCAUUUAGUUUCUCUCGGACGUUUAGACAACAACGUCUCUCUCCGUGUCUAUUUAAUAAUAUUCUUUCAGGCUUCAUAAUAAAACACUAGCGAUGCUUUCUAUAGCUUGAUAAAAUACAAAAAACAAAACGAAAAAAAAAACUGCGCUACAUAGCACCUUAUAUUAUUGGAGAAUGAUUUCUCAGGUGUUUCUGUUGUCUGCUAAAGGAGAUCACCUGAUCUACAAGGACUUCCGCGGGGAAGCAGGCCGUGAUGUCAUCAACGUGUUCUAUGAGAAGGUGAAUGCGUUGCCGGGAGACCAGCCUCCAGUUGUCAUGCACCACGAGGGUCUGCACUUCGUCCACGUGAGGCAGGGGGGUCUGUACUGCGUGGCCACGACCCGCUCCAACCCCUCCCCCUUCACCCUCACCGAGUUCCUCAACAGACUGGCUGCUCUGAUCCGGGAUUACUGCGGCUCCCUGUCUGAGCAAUCCGUCAGCCUGAACUCCGCCCUGAUCUACGAGCUGCUGGAUGAGAUGCUGGAUUUCGGGUACCCCCAGACCUCGUCGACGGCGAUCCUGAAGAACUUCAUCCAGACGGAGGCCGUGACCCCGAAACCUUUCAGCCUGCUGGACCUGCGCAACGUGGGGCUGUUUGGCGCUGACACUCAGCACAGUAAGGUGGCUCCGAGUGCAGCAGCGAGCCGGCCGGUGCUGUCCACACGUGGGGAGCCGGGAGGGAAGAACGAGAUCUUCGUCGACGUGAUCGAGAGGCUCACCGUUGUGAUUGGAUCCAAUGGCACCCUGCUGAAGGCUGACAUUCAGGGAGAGAUCAGACUCAAGUGCUUUCUUCCCAGCUGCUCUGAGAUGAGAAUAGGCCUGAAUGAAGAGUUCAGCAUCGGCAAGACUCAGCUGAGAGGUUACGGAGCUGCGGUGCGGGUCGACGAGUGCAGCUUCCAUGAGGCCGUGAAGCUGGACGAGUUUGAGAACCAGAGAGUGCUGAGAGUGACCCCGAGCCAGGGAGAGCACACAGUGAUGCAGUACCAGCUGAGCGACGAGCUGCCCUCACCCCCACCCUUCAGACUCUUCCACAGCCUGGAGAGGGAGCCCAGCGGCAGGUUACUUGUUUACCUGAAGCUUCGCUGUGACCUGCCCCCCAAGAAUGCAGCCCUGAAUGUGGUGGUGAAUCUCCCAGUGCCCAAGGGGUCCGUGAGUCUCUCCCAGGAGCUGAGCAGUCCGGACCAGAGUGCCGAGCUGCAGCCAAUCAGCAGGGCCGUGCGCUGGGAGAUCCCACGCUUCCCCGGGGGAGGGCAGCUCUCUGCACUGUUCAAGUUGGAGGGCUCCGGGCUCAGCGCCGCCUCUCUGCUGGAAGUCGGGCCGGUCAGCCUGUCCUUCGAGCUGCCCAAGCUCACCUGCACCGGGCUGCAGAUCCGAUUCCUCCGCCUGUCACCCCCCCUCCCCGCCCUGCCCCAGCGCUGGGUACGAUACGUCACGCACUCCGACUCCUACACCAUCCGCAUGUAGAGAGAGAGAGAGAGAGAGAGAGAGAGAGAGCGAUCACCCCCCCUCCCCACCCUGCUCCAGCGCUGGGUACGAUACGUCACGCACUCCGACUCCUACACCAUCCGCAUGUAGAGAGAGAGAGAGAGAGAGAGAGAGAGCGAUCACCCCCCCUCCCCACCCUGCCCCAGCGCUGGGUAGAGGAGAGAUGAGAUGAGACUGACCCCAGCCGUCGCUGCCUCAGCGUUGGGAGAGUGGAGAGGAGAGGAGAGGAGACUGACCCCAGCCGUCGCUGCCUCAGCGCUGGGAGAGGGGAGAGGAGAGAUGGACGGAUGCAGGUGUCUCAGUGCUGGUUGAGACAGCUUCAACAGCAGCUCUGGUUAGAGCCGGGUUAUAGGAUUUGUUCUUGGUUUUGAAUUUCAUUUGAAGAGUGCUCAAUGUCGCUUGAAAUGAAAACCAGAAAGCAGCUGUUAAUCUCAUUCAACUUUAAUGAUUUAAACUUUGCAGAUAAAACACAAUUUAAUUUUUUUUAAACAUUUUUUUUUUUUUAAUAAAUGCUCGUCAAACUUA